Molecule: messenger RNA, 3012 nt
Organism: Closterium sp. Naga37s-1
Lineage: Eukaryota; Viridiplantae; Streptophyta; Zygnematophyceae; Desmidiales; Closteriaceae
Source: the annotation of a GenBank genome assembly
AUGAUUAAGGGGGUAAAAGGCGGCCCGGAGAACAGCAGCCACUCGUUCCGCGGAGUGCGGCAGCGCACGUGGGGGAAGUGGGUGGCGGAGAUACGGGAGCCGCGCAGCCGGAAGCGCGUGUGGCUGGGCUCGUUUGAGACGGCCAGGGAGGCAGCGCUAGCAUACGACCGCGCCGCGAGAGUGUUUCACGGGUCGCGAGCGAGGUACAACCUGCUACUUGACCCCGACGCCGUUGGCGGCGGUGGUGGCGGUGGUGGCGGUGGUGGCGGCGGGGGCACAGGCAGUAGCACUGCGUCGCAAGAGCAAAUCCGACUCAGCGCUUUUGGCGGCGGCGGGCCGAGCGCCGUCGGCGGCGGCGCCGCUGGAGGCGUCGACGCCACGUCACUUGGGAGAUCCGCGACGGAAUCCGGCGGGAUGGGAGCACGAUUCGCCAGUGACAGCACCGCUCGGCUCGGUGCUUCAGCUGGUUCGACUGCUGGCGGAGCGGCGGCGGGUGCGGCGUCGUCCUUCCGCCUUCCCUGCGGAAGCUCAAGCGCGGGGCUGGAAGUCGCCAGCGCCAGCGCUCUAGACGCGUGGGAGAGUCUGCGCGUCUUGUCGACCGUCGGAUCCGGCGGAUCGGCUUCAGGGACGAUGAUGACAGGCGGGGAUUAUGCGGCGGCGAUGGCUGCUGCGUCGGGUAACGGUAACUUGGCGGGGGUGAUUGGCCUCCUGCGGGCGAUCGCUAGUAGCAACACUACUAGCGCAAGUGGCGGCAUGCUCUUAACGGAUCAUUCCGUCGGUGCUGGUGCCGCUGGCGCUCCGACUUCCGGCGAUGCGGUGAUGGCGGAGAAUUGGCACGCAUCAGCGCUGCGGAGUGCGCAGGCGGGGGACGAAAGGCUUGCGCCAGGCGGGGGAUUCGUUGGGGGCGACAGAACAGGGGGCGCGUUACGGGCUGGGAUGGAAGAGGGUUUGGCGGGAAUGAUGGAUGGCAGUGGCGGGUCAGAUAUGGAUGGGUUUCAUGCGGCUGCUCCUGCGCCUGCCCCUGGUGCUGCAGGUGGCAAUGCUGCUGGUGCUGGAGAUGGAAGAGGAGGGGAGAUGUCAUUAGCUGUGCAGAAUCACACCCUGCAGCAGCUGCUGCAGUCAGCAAUGGGUGUGCCACCGUCCCUGCCUCCUGCGGUGGCAGCAGCCGUGUCAGCAGCAGCGGCAGCAGCAGCUGCAACGGCUGGAGGCUCGCCCCUUUCUCAGAGCAACCACCAGCUGCUCGCCUCCCACAAGGGGCUACAGACAGACAGCGUUGCUGGCGCGUCCUUAAACCCGGAGAUAAACCCUGGAGGCUUGUUCUCUUCCUCGCCUUCCCUGUCGUCCCGCCUGCUCCAGUCCUUGCAUGCGUCAGCGCUUCUGCAGCAGGCGCAGCAACAGAACGGCAGUGCCACGCACCAUCUCCCGUCGUUCCACCCGCCGCACACCAACCACUCUCUCCACUCGAGCCUUCCCAUGUCAGAGCAGCAGCAGCAGCUGUUGCUGCUCCCAUUGAUCACGCAGCAACUGGCCAACAUGAACCGAGCAGGAGAGCAUGACAGCAACGCCUUGGCUCAACUGGCAAGCCUAUCUGCACCCUCUACUGGUGCUGCUUUUGGCUCGGCUGCUGCUGCUUCUCACCCUAUUGAUGGCGCUCAGCUCUCCUCUGAGCCCAGGGGUCUACAUGGCCUGGCACACGCUGUGGCUCGUGACGGGAAUCUUGACCUUGGGAAUGCCUUGUUCGACCGCGGACUUGGAAAUACUGGUUCUGGUGUUGCUGCCGCUUUUGGUGGUUCUGCAUUCGCCGCUAUUGGUGGUGGUGGUGGUGCUGCUGCUGUUACGCCUGGCAGCAGUGGAAGGGAGUUCCAAGCAGCUCUUUAUGCAGCAGGAGAGGGUGCAUACGGUCAGGGUGGGAGACUGCCGGGAGCAACAGCUUUCAUGGACGAAGCAACAGGUGCAGUGAACCUCCGGCCAGCUGACCUCUCGGCACACGAUGCAGCAAUGCUGCAGGCACUAUACGAGCCAGCUGCCCUCAUGACCGACGCUAACCCCACGGCCUUUCUCCGAGCCAGCCCCGCAAUGCCCUCGGUCGACUGGAACAUCGCUGCCGCGCUGCUGCAGGCUGCUGCUGUCCCCCCACACCCGCACACUCUGCAGCAGCAGGAGCGCUUACCAGGUGCACUGGGCGCUGGAGGACAGAUCUCGUCCACUGCUGCAGCAGAGGCGAGCGUGCUGAGAGACCAUCCAUCCACAGUCCCUCCCUCACUCUGGGCGGCUGCUGCUCGUGGAUUUCUCACUUCAGAUACUAAUGCCUCAGCUGGGUCCAACAUGGCACAUGCAGCAUCCAUGGCUAAUACCCAACCAACUCUGCACGGAUUAUCAUCGUCUGCCAUGCGAGCCCCAGCUGUCCCAGCCUUCAACUCUUUACAGCCAAUCAACACAUUUCCUGACCCUGUUGCCGCCUCUCAAGCAGGCUUCAUGGGUUCUCUUCCUGCUCCUGACCGGGUUGCUGCUCCAGGCCAUUUUUUGUCUAGAAAUACGGCACCCACCCCUGCUUCUGGCUCUGGCAAUCAGGAAAUACACUUGGAGGAGCCGAAUAUUCCCUUAGACUACACAGGAGGGGGGGGGGAACUUAUGGAGCAAGGCGACGAAGGGAAAGCAAUACUAGUGUGGCCAUUCGUCUCUGUCCUGCUCCACGCCGUUCCUCGCAUCCUAUGGACUGCCAUCCGCCGUCGCUGCCUCAUCGCUAAUGGCGCUCCUUGCGCAUCUCCGCGCGGCGUCUCGAAGAGUCGUUUCACGCGAGCCUACCGUCUUGAUCCGAACCUGGUUUUCCGGGAAAUCCGUUCCCCUGCCUGCCUCCGCUCUCCUCCCUUUCCGCUCGCCAACCAGCCACUCCCACUUGCUAAGCACAGCGGCGAAAUCAGAGGGCACAUCCGCAGCGCAGAAGGCAGCACGGAGUGCAGAGGCGAGUGGUGGGGCGCAAGGAGGGACCCCUGUUGCUCCCGCAUCCGCUAG